Messenger RNA from Andrographis paniculata, 621 nucleotides. RefSeq lists its product as uncharacterized. The transcript is spliced from 2 exons. Lineage: Eukaryota; Viridiplantae; Streptophyta; Magnoliopsida; Lamiales; Acanthaceae. The record is from RefSeq and is a predicted model, not a curated record. The coding region runs from base 1 to 621 and encodes 206 amino acids.
AUGGCACCAAAGGAGUUGGCCGAAUUGAAUGAGCAACUUCGAGAGCUGUUGGAUAAGGGCAAGGAGGAUCAUGCGAAUCUCCUCAGAUUAGUACUGCAGAUAUUGAGGGAGCAUAAGUUGUAUGCUAAAUUGUCGAAGUGUGAAUUUUUGUUGAAUGAAGUAGCAUUCUUGGGGCAUGUUAUUUCUAGGGAUGAUGUUUCGGUCGACCCAUCAAAGGUGAGUGCUAUUGAAAAUUGGCCCCGACAAAAGAUGCAGACAGAGAUUAGGAGCUUCUUGGGGUUGUCCGAAUAUUAUCGGAGGUUUGUGCAAGACUUUGCAGGAUUGGGAAGACCAUUGACAUCCUUGUUGAAGAAAAAUGUCAAAGUGGUUUGCAAUGACUUGUGCGAGCAUACUUUUCAAAAAUUGAAAUGGAGGUUAUUGGUUGCACCAGUGUUGGCGUUGCCGAUAGAUAGAUGGAAGUUCGAUGUAUAUUAUUAUUCUUCAAGACGAGGAUUGAGGUGUGUGUUGAUGCAAGAUGGAAUGGUGAUCGCAUAUGCUUCGAGGCAGCUCAAACCGCAUCAAGAGAACAAUCCGACUCAUGACUUGGAAAUAGUAGCUGUAGUGUUUGCUCUCAAGAUAUAG